Messenger RNA from Arabis nemorensis, 1239 nucleotides. Lineage: Eukaryota; Viridiplantae; Streptophyta; Magnoliopsida; Brassicales; Brassicaceae. The record is from the annotation of a GenBank genome assembly.
AUGGGAGAUACUCAAUGGGACGAUUCUUUGGCGGGUUCCAUGGUGUGCGAUGCUGAUUCAAGACUAGUGCCCCAUGAUUUCGUAAAGACUAAUCACACAGGUUUGAGCAUCUCACAUGAAUCGCUCAAUUUCAGUUUUUGGGUCUUGAUUCUUUCACCGAAGGAUGAGAUCAUCGUGUUCAUCAACUGUGGAAAAUAUGGACUGGUAGAUAACAGUUUGAAUCUGGUCAGUGACAUGGGUUUCGAUGGAGGGAACACAAUAGACAGCACGUACACGAAACUGAACAAGCUUCUUCCUGGAGAAUACUUGAUGGAUUUACAUUUCAGAGAGAUUUCUGUAGCUGAUGGACCAGAGAAACAGAGAUUGCUGAAUGCUGAAACUUUCCAUGUAAAGGAUGAUGGACUGAUUACAGUAAGGUUCGCAGGAUGGCGUCCACUGGUUUGUGGUGUAUGGAUGACACAAGAAGAGAACAUCAUAUCAGAAUUUAAUGGAAUGGUUGCACAUGUUCUUAGAAAACAAGAAGAGACUGGUUUUCGAUAUGCAUUGGAGUACAUAAGCAUUUUAGCUGCCAUUAAGCUUCUUCCGCUGUCAACCAAAACUAUAAAAAAUUCUGAUUCACUUAGGAGACUUGAACCACUUCGCAACAGCAGGAACAACAUGCUGCAUUCCAGAAGCAGUGAACCUAAGAAGUUGUUUGACAUGUUGAGGCAGCUUUGCGGGAAGAGAGUUUCGCGAGAAAUCUCUUCUAGCCAGUGGAUAAGGAUGUACUUGGUGAUAAGAAAACUUAUAGUCAUACCAGAGUUAGCAGAUUCUGAUCUCUCGUUUGGAAGGACAAUGGGAGUAACGUUGGAUUUUGUGUGUGAGGAAGGCAUCAAAGAAGUUCGUGGGCAUGCACAAAUUCUUUGUGAAAAGAUGACUUUAGACCAGGAGAGGAAAAUAAUAGGACGUUGUGUCGAGGCUCUCAAGUCAUACUCGGACAGUUUGAAAAGGCGUAUGUUCGUGGGUUUCUAUGAUAAGAAAAGCGUGAGUGAUUCGUUAAGGUUGAUACUUUCUUUGCCAAGCAACUAUGUCCGUGAUGCGUUGAUCAAUGCCAAAUCCAUACACGACCUCAAGAUGAUCGCGAAAACUGCAAACUAUGAGAUACACGAGAUGGCGAUGAAGCUAAAUGGAGGAGAUGCAAUGAUACAAUGCUUAGGAAAUUGUCUGCAGCUUGUCCAAAUAGCUCUUGGACUUGCUUAA